CGACAGCUGAGAUGCAACGCGCUGAGUACGCAACUUUCGUAUUCUCGUUCUAAACAAAGACACUCUUUUUCCCUGGCCCUUCAGCUUCUCCUUUCAACUCCCAAACACACAUUCGGAAUCUCUACACAUGGAUGCCAUCAAGGAUACCGUCAACAAGCUGGCCUCUUCCCUUCAUAUUGGCGGUGGCCAGCAACAGCCCGCCUCUCAGCCACCUACCGAGCAGGAGUUUAAAGAGUUGAAGGAAAAGUACGAGAAGGCCGGUCAGGGGCAAGUCUUCUCUUUCUGGGAGGAGCUGAACACGCAAGAGCAAGGCGAACUAUACCAGCAAGCAAAGAGCAUCGAUCCAGAAAACAUCAACAACAUCACCAAGAAGACGCUGCACCCAGCAAAGACGGAAGGGGAAGACAAGAAGCCUGAGCUGGAACCUCUGCCAGAGUCUGCCACUACAUCUACGAUCGACAGUGACGAGAAUGACCUGAAAAAGUGGUAUGACUCGGGCCUGAAGCUCAUCUCAGAGGGAAAGGUCGGUGUAGUGCUCAUGGCUGGCGGGCAAGGCACACGUUUGGGCAGCUCAGCACCAAAGGGCUGCUAUGACAUUGAGCUUCCAAGUCAUAAGUCUCUCUUCCAACUACAAGCGGAGCGUAUUUGGAAGCUCCAGCAUUUGGCUAGUAAAAUUCACAACAAGGAAGAAGUGACGAUCCCGUGGUACAUCAUGACCUCUGGCCCAACGAGGAAGCCGACACAGGAGUUUUUCGAGGAGAAGAAGUACUUUGGGCUCAAUCGCAACAACGUGCUCUUCUUCGAGCAAGGUAUCCUGCCGUGCAUUACUAUGGAGGGACAGAUUCUGUUGGAGAGCAAGAGCAAGAUUGCUGUAGCGCCAGAUGGGAAUGGAGGACUGUACAAUGGCUUGAUCAACGCUGGAAUCGUUCAUGAUAUGGAAAAGCGUGGCGUCAAGCACAUUCACGCUUACUGCGUCGACAACUGCCUGGUUCGCGUUGCUGAUCCGACUUUCAUUGGCUUCAGCGCUGAGAAGAAUGUUUCCAUCGCGACCAAGGUUGUGAGAAAGCGCAACGCCAAGGAGAGCGUCGGCCUGAUCUUGCAAAAGAACGGCAAGCCAGAUGUCGUGGAGUAUUCUGAGAUUGAUGCAGAGACCGCCGAGGCCAAAGACCCGAAGGACAACAAUCUGCUCAAGUUCCGUGCCGCAAAUAUCGUCAACCACUACUACAGCUUCGAGUUCCUCGAUUCGAUACCGCAAUGGGCUCACAAACUACCUCAUCACAUUGCAAAGAAGAAGAUCCCAACUGUCGACGAGAAGGGCAAUCCAGUCAAGCCCGAGAAGCCGAAUGGUAUCAAGAUGGAGCAGUUUGUGUUCGAUUGCUUCCCAUUCCUGGAAAUGGACAAGUUCGCCAGCAUGGAAGUAAAGCGCGAGGACGAGUUCUCUCCCCUCAAGAACGCGAAGGGUACUGGCGAGGAUGAUCCAGAGACCUCCCGCAAGGAUAUUCUCCUACAAGGCAAGCGCUUCUUGGAGGAAGCUGGCGCGGUCGUUGUUAGUGAGAAGCAGGACGAGGGCGUGGAGGUGUCGCCUCUCAUCAGCUAUUCUGGCGAGGGACUGGAGUACCUCAAGGGUAGAGAGAUCAAGGCGCCGGCCGUCAUCGAGAAAGAGGCGUAGAUGUCGACAGAACUACUGCAGCAGAUAUCGCUAGCUUCAAGAAACGCGGUUUUGAAAAGAUGCACGACAGAUGUGAAAUAGAUUUACGAAUGUAUGAUGAAACGCGACUCUGUUCGCCGAACA
Molecule: messenger RNA, 1792 nt
Organism: Cercospora beticola
Lineage: Eukaryota; Fungi; Ascomycota; Dothideomycetes; Mycosphaerellales; Mycosphaerellaceae
Gene: QRI1
Product: UDP-N-acetylglucosamine diphosphorylase
Biological process (GO): UDP-N-acetylglucosamine biosynthetic process
Molecular function (GO): UDP-N-acetylglucosamine diphosphorylase activity
Source: RefSeq, a predicted model, not a curated record